Messenger RNA from Anneissia japonica, 2093 nucleotides. Its product is annotated as alpha-2A adrenergic receptor-like. Gene Ontology annotation, cellular component: membrane. The coding region runs from base 774 to 2054 and encodes 426 amino acids. The record is from RefSeq and is a predicted model, not a curated record. Gene Ontology annotation, biological process: adenylate cyclase-activating adrenergic receptor signaling pathway. Gene Ontology annotation, molecular function: adrenergic receptor activity. The transcript is spliced from 2 exons. Lineage: Eukaryota; Metazoa; Echinodermata; Crinoidea; Comatulida; Comatulidae.
ACUCAGUUGAGAGGGAAUCGCGUUCACAAACCGUGCACGAAGCAAAGUCAGAAUCACGCGUGUUGCGAGUAUAGCAUAUCGAAAUUAUCAAGGAACGUGUUAUAAACAACCAGUGUCAAUUUGUUCCGUGUUAAACCGAGUGUCAUAACGCAGUAUGAUCUGUGAAUGGACGUGGUAUAUCAUGUUAAAGCUUUUUGGAUAAAUGAGUGAGCAGAUAAUUAUUGCAACAACGGUUAGAUGGAAUAAUAUGAGCUGUUGUGUUUUGAACAAAGGUAGGUUAAUGCGGGACUGCUACCAAUUAUGCGAUGUAAUGUGUAUACACGGCAAGAAAUGCAAUAAUGACGACGAGCGAAAGAGUGAGAGGACAGCGGUUACCGGUCUAAAGUAAGCGCAUUUCAUCAGACGUACAUCCAUCAAUAACGCUCAUGAAACGCGUUCAGAUUGGUACGCGGCUGUGAUAUGUAAACGCUAGGCUGGUUCUAACGUUAACUACACUCGUUUGGUAUUUACUUCACGUAGAUUUUUGUUUCAAUUAUCGAUGUGCUAUUAUCAAGUUGAAGAACAUAUGGAAUUUACACCACAAUACCACAACAAUGUAAUAUUAGUAGGCCUGUCUUACAGUUAAUUUCAAUGGAACAUCUAAACUCAAGUUUUUGACAAUCAAAUAAAACAAUCUGCUUUUUAUAUGUAAAAUACAUACAUAUAUAUAUAUAUAUAUAGGCCUAUAUAUAUUUAUUUUUUAUCAUCGUCAAAGACUAAAAGCAACGUCAAUAAUGUCUUCGUAUAAGUAUAAUGGCACUAAAGAUCCUCAAAACGACGAUGUCCCAUCUUACCAAAUAAUAUUACCAGCUAUUGCGGUGACCAUAGUAAUAAUCGCUAUAAUAUUUGGAAACUCAUUGGUCUGCAUUGCUAUCUGGAAGGUUCGUUCAUUGAAAAGCAUUCAGAACUGGUUUUUAUUCUCCCUUGCAGUCAGUGAUCUAAUGGUGGGAGUCCUAAUCAUGCCAUUUGGUAUUGUCAAUAAGCUUCUUGGUUACUGGUUAUUUGGUAGCUUAUGGUGCCAAAUAUGGAAAUGCCUGGACGUCAACGCGUGUUCAGCUUCAAUUUUAAAUCUUUGCUUAAUCAGCGUUGACCGCUACUUUUCAAUCAUCAAAGCAGUGAAGUACAAUCACUGGAGAAAUGCGUUCCGAGCAAAAGUUAUGAUCGCAUCUGUGUGGAUACUAUCUGCGUUAAUUUCAUUACCACCUCUGUUCGGAUGGCAAGGAGACAACGAUGGUGGUGAAAGAAUAUGCUCGUUGAGUGACAAUAACGCCUACAUUAUCUACUCUACUAUGUGUUCAUUUUUCAUACCUGCGUUUAUCAUGGUUUACAUAUAUAUUCGUAUCUGGUUUGCUGCUAAGAAACACGCCAGAACAUCAAUUCGAAAGUCAUCAGAGAAAGUAAAGAAGAAGAAAAAGGGGAAGUACGAAUUGACAACUAAUGUAGACAACACUUGUGUCGAAAACUUGGAGCCAAGUGGUGGCUCAGAUGAAGCCGAACCUCCUUCAUCACCUCAGGAGUCUUCGCAAAAUGACAAUGAGAAGGACAGUGGCCAGAAACAACCAGACUCCUCUCCCAAAUGGGAAUGGCACAAGCAUGAAGAAGAAACCCCCGUCCUGAACAAUGCAAAUAAACAGAAAGAGACUAAGGCUAUUGGUGACGAUAAAACUGCCCUAGUUGUGACAAAGGAUAAAAACGGUGUAGCAAGAGAAAACGGCAAACUCCUCGCUAAAGAGACAGAAAAUGAGCGUCAAAAGAGGAAGCUAGCGCAGGCAAGAGAACGGCGAGCUACACUUGUUUUAGGAAUAAUAAUGGGUGGUUUUAUUUUAUCUUGGUAUCCAUUCUUCCAACUAUACUUCAUCACGGCCAUUUGUGAUAAAUGUCGGUUUCCGGAUUUGCUAUUCUUAUUUUUCGAGUGGAUCGGUUACUGUAACAGUGCAAUAAAUCCGCUUAUUUAUACAUUUUUUAACCGUGACUUUCGAAAGGCUUUUAAGAAAUUGCUUGGCUGUGGCCGUUGAUUUUUCCACCGCUGUUUAUCAUAUAUAUAUAUAUAUAUA